Messenger RNA from Fusarium redolens, 1725 nucleotides. RefSeq lists its product as uncharacterized. The record is from RefSeq and is a predicted model, not a curated record. The transcript is spliced from 3 exons. Bases 1 to 1725 code for a protein of 574 amino acids. Lineage: Eukaryota; Fungi; Ascomycota; Sordariomycetes; Hypocreales; Nectriaceae.
AUGAUCUACUUGAGCGAAUCCCCCGUCCAAAAUAUGCUCCAGAGCAACGCCUCAUCAAGCAAGCAGGAGACUCAAAAUGACACAAGCAUGGCUAAUGAAGUCAUGGUUACCGGGGCCAAUGUGACACCCCUAGGAGCAGGCUCAGAAGCCUCUUCUAGCAAGGCAGGCGCACCCAAUCCAUUUUCACCCUCUUGUUUGAGAAUAGGUCCCAAACCCACGCGAAAAUGGCGGCGCCCGGCCGCCCUCCCAAUGUUCUCAAGCCAGGACUUUGAUCCGCCACGAACAGGCGAAAAGCCCGGUGCUAACAAUAAUGGGAAUAAUGCCCAGUCGCAAACGCAAAAUGCCAGCUCUGAUACCAGUGCCGUCAACGCAACUGCCCGAAAUGACGGAAGCACCACACCACAGGAUGUUUCCCGACGGUCUUUUACCAUGGUGCAAAAAUGCAAGGUAUUGGAGAUGUGCUUAUCCAUUAAGGAUGAGUAUCUUUCUAUGCCCCCAGCUCCGCAACAUGACCAAGAACCGUUUUGGGCCAAGAUUUUGAAGGAGAAGCUAUCGCCGGACCUGGUUUCGAAGUUCAAGGAUUGGAAGAACCUGAAAGAAUCCGUCGAGAACUGGUGCUAUCUACGAAGAACUCUGCUACGAGAAGGGAAUUUGCCUCCAGUAUCACAGUGUCAACCAGAACUGGAUACUCUGGUUGACUCGUGGAACAAGGUUUUUGUUACACGUUUUUGUCAAGUGCACCGAGGCUACUUUGAGAACGGCGUUUGGGCCAUGACUGAGAACAGAGUGUCAUGGAUGGUGUCAGAACACAUCGACAGAUCGAUAUCGAGCAUGUUACAAAAAAGAAGAGAUGAGUUGGAAAGCCCUGUCCGACCAAGACUUCUCAACAACAGCUCAUUAACCGAGUAUGAUAACGCUGUUGGAAGUGUUCAGGACGGAUUAACUCCAAGCAAGCGGGAUCACGCUCAGACAAUGGAAAGCGAGGCCGUGCUGUCGAUGGUCAUGGAGCUUCGCCCGGUUCUAGAGCAUGCGAUUUCACAGCAUCUCAAUGGUGCAAGGCAAACCCUUCAACAACGAAGUGGAGGACCUAACACUGAGUCCAACAUAUCUACAGAGCUCGCUGCUAUGCGAGGAGGUCCACGAUCCAACAAUAACCAACGUCUCACAAUUCCUUCCAACGGAAGUUCGGCUUCGGCCUCUUCGAUAUCACAGCAGCCCACCCCUCGUGCUGCUGCGACACCCUUGGCAAGAAAUACUCAACGGUCGUUGCCGGAAUCGAGCGAAAGUGAGCUGGGAAGAAAAAGGAAGAGUUUGGAGCCCAAUGAUCAGUCAAAGCGACCGCGUUUGGAUAGCGGAAGCUUUUCAAAUGUUCCUCCCCGAGCUGAGGCCCCUCUCAGGGGCAGAGAGCCCGCCAAAGGGCCUCCCCAAAGACAGCUUUCGCCGUCAAGAAGGCCUUCAGGAUCACAUCUCCAGUCCCAAGAACGGCAGAAUAGGCCUGCGGGUAGCUUCCCCAGGGGUCACGAUUCACGAUACCCAGACAAAUGGGUCAAAGAACGUGAACAGCAUCGCCCUGGGCAGCCGCGCGGUUUUAGGGAGGAUACUGUCGAAUUCGAGGCUGCUUCAACACGACGGCAGAAUAGUAUUUUGAGGAACCAGAAUCGUACGAUCCUGGAGAGGCUCGAAGAGCUGGAGCCUCGCUCCCGUGACUCCCACCGAAGGUAUUGA